UUUCAGGGCGAUACAAUUCAACUCUCAAAAUGUACCAACUAUUACAUUGAAUCACAUAAAACCGCUGCCAUUUGACUGUUUUAGAUCAACAAAAAUUCCAAAUUUUGUAUGAUUGAACUGAAAUCCUGAUUGAAACAACAUAUGAUAAAUAAGACCAGCUGCUUUUGAGUACUGCUGUCAACUUGCUAAGGAGGAGGUGUGGCCACUCGACUUUUGACAGUGACUCUCUUGGCUGAUCAGGCCCCAAUCUGGGGAUUCUGAGCAGUCCUGUGGACUCAGAUGACUCCAUAUGCUCCAGAGGGCAUCUGUCCAGAAGUUGCUUCACAACUGGCUUUCUUUCUGAAGUCACUAAAUGUUCCUUCCUCUUUUCUACCUAAGACCUACCAUGGAUGCCCUGCAGUUGGCAAAUUCAGCUUUUGCUGUCGACAUGUUCAAACAACUGUGUGAAAAGGAGCCAAUGGGCAAUGUGCUCUUCUCGCCAAUCUGUCUCUCCACCUCUCUGUCACUUGCUCAAGUAGGUGCCAAAGGUGACACAGCAAAUGAAAUUGGACAGGUCCUUCAUUUUGAAAAUGUCAAAGAUGUGCCCUUUGGAUUUCAAACGGUAACAUCAGAUGUAAACAAACUUAGCUCCUUUUACUCAUUGAAAUUAGUCAAGCGGCUCUACGUAGACAAAUCUCUGAACCCUUCCAUGGAAUUCAUCAGCUCUACAAAGAGACCCUAUGCAAAAGAAAUGGAAACUGUUGACUUCAAAGAUAAAUUGGAAGAAACGAAAAGCCAGAUCAACAAUUCCAUUAAAGACCUCACAGAUGGCCGCUUUGAGAAUAUUUUAGCUGACAACAGUGUAAGUGACCAGACCAAAAUCCUUGUGGUUAAUGCUGCCUACUUCGUUGGAAAGUGGAUGAAGAAAUUCCCUGAAUCAGAAACCAAAGAAUGCCCUUUCAGAGUCAACAAGACUGAUACCAAACCAGUGCAAAUGAUGAACAUGGAAGCCACAUUCUGUAUGGGCAACAUUGAUGAUAUCAAUUGUAAGAUCAUAGAGCUUCCUUUUCAAAAUAAGCAUCUCAGCAUGCUCAUCCUCCUGCCCAAAGAUGUGGAGGAUGAAUCGACUGGCUUGGAAAAGAUUGAAAAACAACUCAACUCAGAGACACUGUUGAAGUGGACCAACCCCAGCACCAUGGCUAAUGCCAAAGUCAAACUCUCCAUUCCAAAGUUCAAGGUGGAAAAGAUCAUUGACCCCAAGGGUAGUCUGGAAAACCUAGGGCUGAAAAAUAUCUUUAAUGAAAAUGCAUCUGAUUUCUCUGGAAUGUCAGAGACCAAGGGAGUGGCCCUGUCAAAUGUUAUUCACAGAGUGUGCUUAGAAAUAACUGAAGAUGGUGGGGAUUCCAUAGAGGUGCCAGGAUCACGAAUCCUGCAACACAAGGAUGAAUUAAAGGCUGACCACCCAUUUAUUUACAUCAUCAGGCACAACAAAACUCGGAACAUCAUUUUCUUCGGCAAGUUCUGUUCUCCUUAAGUGGCAUAGCCCGAGUUAAAUCCCACCUAACUGUUCUGUGGAUGCAGAUUUCUAUCAACUGCAUCCAGAGAAUCACUUUUGAAAUAAAAUAAAUUGUUAAUGUUGCUGGACCAGGAAGCAACCGGUGCUUGUCCUAGUUAGUCUUCACAGUACUAGACCCUUCUUUUUCAAUGUUUUCUUUCUUUCUUUCUUUUUUUUUUCUCUCUCAUAAAAGACAAUGAUAUAUGCUUUUAGUGAAAAUUAAUCACCUCCUCAGAGGAAAAAUAUUUAUUCAUUAUUUGUCAAACUUCCCAGGGUUAUUGACAGAAAUAGUCUUCCUGCAAGGAAGACCUUAGGAUCUUAGGGAUAUAGAAUGUUCCAGACAUUCUGGCUUUCCUGAAAUACUAGAUAAAACUGUGAUGCAAGAGACUCACAAAAUUGCCCUGGCUCAAGUGAAACUAGGACACUGACCACUGUAGGUCCAGAAGUUCUUGCAUUAAGCCCUGGGAAUUUUCUCCCCCAAAUUCUGCAUUUGUGGAAUUUCAGAGAGAUAAUACAUUGUGCUGACUGUAUGCUAUGGAACUCUAUUGAUAGCAUCUGGAACAGCAGCCUAAAGAUCAACACCUUAGUACUUCUACCAUAAAACGUCGAGUAUUUACACAAAAUGGAUAAAGUAGCCUGUGUGAUCAAAUUCUGCUACCAAAUGAGUGCCACCUGCUUAUGAAAACACCUUGUUUGUGGAACUUUUUAAGAUGUGGAAUGUUGGAUAAGAAAUUUUAGACCAAUAGUAGCUAAAGAAUAAGACUCUGGAGGAAGCUCAGAUCUGAGUAGAACAUCACUGUCACUUCUGCUGCAUGCCCCACCAGGUCCUUUGGUGGGCAGUAGACCUGGGGCAGGAGCUCUAACUGACUCCCAAGGUUUUGAAUGUUCCGUAGCAGGUGCUCCAACAGGGACUCUCUCAAUCUCCAAUAAAAGAGUUUUCUGACUGUUGAAGGAAGUUAUCUCUAUGUCUAAUGUGACAGUGGGACAGGGAAAGGAACCAAAUAUGUUUAGAAAAUAUAAGUAAUAUUAUCAAAGUGCCUUAGCACCUGUGUUUUCUAAGUCCAUGGGUUUAUUUUAGAUAGUCAGUUUGUAACUUAACGUUAAUAGUAAUUGACCAAGUUGGUUUGUCAAGUUUUCUAAGUUGAGGUUCAUGGAUCGAUUCACUACCAGAAGGAUAUAUUUACUAAGACUCCCUCCCUUAUCUCUUUCUUGCCACUCAUUGUAAAUAGGUUCUUCUUGCUCUAAAGGUUCAAUAUUGAAUUUCUUCUAUGCUACUGACAAUAAAAUAUUGA
Tupaia belangeri chinensis (Chinese tree shrew) is the source of this 2826-nucleotide messenger RNA. It is a transcript of the gene SERPINB5, whose product is annotated as serpin family B member 5. The record is from RefSeq and is a predicted model, not a curated record. Gene Ontology annotation, biological process: negative regulation of endopeptidase activity. Lineage: Eukaryota; Metazoa; Chordata; Mammalia; Scandentia; Tupaiidae. The coding region runs from base 353 to 1513 and encodes 386 amino acids. The transcript has 7 exons. Gene Ontology annotation, molecular function: serine-type endopeptidase inhibitor activity.